AUGUGCUGCGCGGUGUCCGCGCUGGUGAUGCCUUUGGCUUUACCUAGACUCGACAUCGGCGAAGGUGACUUCGUUGCGCUCUGUGAUGCGCUGAAAGUAUCGGAGGGCGUGAGGGAGAAGGCGUGGAGGACGUACGAGAGCUUAUCGGCGGCGGGGGGGGCGAUUGCUUAUAACAAAAAGAAAAAGGAAACAUGGGGCGUCUGUAUCUUUAUUGUAGCAGUUGAUCUGGAUGAAAUUACAUUCACUUUCACAGAGCUUCUGAAAAGUAUAAGCAUAAGUGUGUGCACAUUUUUUCAGUUUCUGAAAGAAGUGGAUGUUAACAUGGAUACUAUAAGCACUAAAGUUGAUAGCACUGUAUCAAGACUGAAAAAGAAAUACGAUGUAUUACUUGCACUAUACCACAAGUUUGAAAGGACUUGUGGCCUUAUUUUUCUGGAACAACCUAGUAGUGAGAUUUCUGCUGAACUCAGUUCUGUAUUAGUCCUAAAAAAUUACUGGAUUACUUUUUUGCUGGCAAAAGGGAAAGUGUUGCAAGUGGAAGAUGACCUCGUGAUUUCUUUCCAGUUGUUGCUCUGUGUCUUAGAUUAUUUUAUCAAACUGUCACCUCCUGCUAUGCUCAAGGAACCAUACAAGUCUGCUGUGACUGCAGUGACUGUUAAUGGUUCAGCUCGAACACCAAGAAGAGGUCAGAACAGGAGUACACGCACUUCAAAGCAAAUUGAUACCGAUACAAAAGUUAUUGAAAUCCUUUGUAAAGAGCAUGACUGUAAUUUGGAUGAGGUCAAAAAUGUGUAUUUGACAAGCUUUAUUCCUUUCUUGAAUUCUAUUGGUGUUGCAGCCUCCAAUGGACUACCGGAGGUUGAAGUUCUCUCAAAACAGUAUGAUGAGCUGUAUCUCAAAAAUAAAGAUAUAGAUGCAAGAUUAUUUCUGGAUCAUGAUGCAACUCUACAGCCUGAUGUCAUAGCAUGCUCACAGUUGGAGAGGACACCAGUAAAAAACAAUCCAGAUGAGGAACUUAAUCUUAUGCUUCCACAGACUCCUGUUCG
This is a messenger RNA of Mesitornis unicolor (brown roatelo), 1046 nucleotides long. Its product is annotated as retinoblastoma-associated protein-like. The transcript is spliced from 10 exons. The annotation marks the transcript as partial. Gene Ontology annotation, cellular component: chromatin; Rb-E2F complex. Gene Ontology annotation, biological process: neuron projection development; regulation of transcription by RNA polymerase II; cell differentiation. NCBI's taxonomy places the organism in Eukaryota, Metazoa, Chordata, Aves, Mesitornithiformes, Mesitornithidae. Gene Ontology annotation, molecular function: RNA polymerase II transcription regulatory region sequence-specific DNA binding. The record is from RefSeq and is a predicted model, not a curated record.